GACUGUAACAUUCACACAACACUGUGUCUAUACAGCAGUGUCUAUACCUAGUACUCCGUUAUAUCAUCUAGGGGAAGAUCCCGCAUCUUAACAAAUAUCACAGCAUCAACAUCGGGCUGUGUUUUAAGACCUACAUCAUUGGGCAAGACCUAUUUCAACCACAUAACCUUCCAAAUGAAAGAUCAGAUCUGUUAUGAUGACUAUCAGAAGACAGCCAGCUGGCUCCUGUCUCAGACGCGGCACCGGCCAAAAGUGGCCAUCAUCUGUGGCUCCGGACUGGGCAUGCUAGCUGACGCUCUCAAGUGCCAGGACUCCUUCCCCUACUCCGACAUCCCUGGGUUCCCACAGAGCACAGUGCAAGGACACGCUGGGAGACUGGUGUUUGGGGAGCUGAAAGGGAAGACGUGUGUUUGCAUGCAGGGACGUUUCCACAUGUAUGAGGGACACUCACUCUGUAAGACUACCUUUCCCGUGCGGGUAUUUAAGCUCUUGGGGGUAGAGACCCUGAUAGUAACCAAUGCAGCAGGCUCGCUGGCAGACAGCUACCAGGUUGGGGACAUCAUGAUCAUCAAAGAUCAUAUCAACUUCCCUGGUCUGGCUGGGCUCAAUCCUCUCAACGGACCCAAUGAUGACAAGUUUGGUCCCCGGUUCCCUCCCAUGUCUGGUGUGUAUGACAAGGACCUGCGGAAGAUAGCCUUUGACCUCUGUAAAAGCAUGGGCGUCUCUCAGUUCGUCCAGGAAGGGGUUUACUGUAUGGUGGGAGGUCCCAAUUUCGAGAGCAUCGCAGAGGCCAGACUCCUUCACAGACUAGGGGUGGACGCUGUGGGAAUGAGCACAGCACCAGAAGUGGUGGUAGCCACCCACUGUGGCAUGAGGGUGUUCGGCCUCUCUCUCAUCACCAACAAGGUGGUGAAGAGCUACAAUGACACAGAGUCUGUCAACCACGAAGCUGUACUGGAGGUCAGCAAGCUGCGCUCACAAACGCUGCAGAUGCUGGUCACAGAGCUGGUCAGCCGGAUGGACAUCAACAACAACACGACUUGAACUGAAGAGAGCAGCAAGAUGCGAAGCUACACCUUUCGAAUUCGCUCAUCAUGAUGAAAACUUUCAACAGCGACCUGGCCAAUGGCACCCUAUUCCCUAGUGCACUACUUUCGACCAGAGCCCAUUGCACCCUAUUGCCUAUAAGUAGUGCACUAUAGGGUGCCCGUUUCAGAUGCAUAACAAGAAUCCAAUAACCGAAAGGCUGCUAGAUCGAAUCCCCGAGCUGACAAGGUAAUAAUCUUUCGUUCUGCCCCUGAACAAGGCACUGUUCCUAGGCCGUCAUUGUAAAUAAGAAUGUAUUCUUAACUGACUUGCCUAGGUAAACAAAAAGGUUAAAUCAAAAUACUCUCAUUUGUAUUUUGUGAUAUCACUACUGAGGUUUAACUGUGGUAUAUUUGUAUUUGGUGUGAAAAACCGGCACUCUCAAAUUGACAACUUAACUUAUUAUUUUUCAGCUGUAUUAACUAAUCUUUCUAUCCACAAUUGUGUGCUAAUACUUGUUCACAGAUAAUAAAAGUGAAAUAUUAUAAUGCAGCUCUAUUCAUGAUUAAUUAUUAUGUAUUACAAAUCAAUAUGUCACAUAUUCAGAUAAUUACAUAGAUUCAUAUAAUGGUGCACAUUUAUAUUUAUGUAUGGUUUCAUUCAUGUAAAGUACAAUCUAUUUCAAUUGUAUAUUGUUAGUCAACGUUUGUCUGAUAUUGGGUACGGAUUGCACAGACAAAAUGUUUUAUCAAAUAAAAAAGCAUUGAAUUCUGAAAGAA
This is a messenger RNA of Oncorhynchus keta (chum salmon), 1805 nucleotides long. RefSeq names its product purine nucleoside phosphorylase 4a (gene pnp4a). The coding region runs from base 175 to 1044 and encodes 289 amino acids. The transcript is spliced from 6 exons. Gene Ontology annotation, biological process: nucleoside metabolic process. Gene Ontology annotation, cellular component: cytoplasm. NCBI's taxonomy places the organism in Eukaryota, Metazoa, Chordata, Actinopteri, Salmoniformes, Salmonidae. Gene Ontology annotation, molecular function: purine-nucleoside phosphorylase activity. The record is from RefSeq and is a predicted model, not a curated record.